This is a messenger RNA of Glycine soja, 1956 nucleotides long. Its product is annotated as polyadenylate-binding protein 7-like. The record is from RefSeq and is a predicted model, not a curated record. Bases 182 to 1669 code for a protein of 495 amino acids. Gene Ontology annotation, molecular function: RNA binding. The transcript has 9 exons. Gene Ontology annotation, cellular component: ribonucleoprotein complex. Lineage: Eukaryota; Viridiplantae; Streptophyta; Magnoliopsida; Fabales; Fabaceae.
GCAAGGUCCUCACACUCAGUCACUCGCACUCUUUUCCCUUUCUUCUUCUUCCCCUCUCUCUCUCACCAACAUUUUCAUAUAACACGCCGUCGUUGAAGAUAGGGCUUUAGUCGCUCGCCACCUUUUUCGACCUAUCUUUCGUUCCUUCCAUACCACCGCACCGUCUUUUUCCGAUUCAUCAAUGGCGGUUCCCGCGACGGUCGCCGCCGUUCCGGCAUCGAUUUACGUCGGAGACCUCCACCCAGACGUCCAGGAACACCACCUCUUCGCGGCUUUCGUGGAGUUCGGGAGCAUCGCUUCCGUUCGCGUCUGCAGAGACCGCGUGACGAUGAACUCGCUCUGUUACGGUUACGUCAACUUCAGGUCUCAGCAAGACGCAAUUCGUGCAAUCAAGUUGAGAAACAAUUCUUAUCUAAAUGGAAAAGUGAUAAGGGUCAUGUGGUUACAUCGUGAUCCUAAUGCAAGGAAAAGUGGCAGAGGGAAUGUGUUUGUUAAGAACUUAGCUGGAUCCAUAGAUAAUGCGGGGCUACAUGAUUUAUUUAAAAAAUAUGGGAAUAUUUUGUCCAGCAAAGUUGUAAUGUCUGAGGAUGGGAAGAGCAAAGGGUAUGGCUUUGUUCAAUUUGAGUGGGAGGAAUCUGCAAAUAAUGCCAUUGAGAAGCUGAAUGGCUCUACAGUGGGAAACAAGCAGAUUUAUGUUGGGAAGUUUGUCAGAAAAGGUGACCGCAUUUUGCCUGGCUAUGAUGCUAAAUAUACAAAUUUGUACAUUAAAAACUUGGACUCAGAUAUUACAGAAGCACUUCUUCAGGAAAAGUUCUCCUCUUUUGGAAAAAUUAUUAGCUUGGCUAUAUCGAAGGAUGACAAUGGGCUAUCAAAGGGUUUUGCAUUUGUGAACUAUGAGAAUCCAGAUGAUGCUAAAAAGGCAAUGGAAGCAAUGAAUGGAUUACAAUUUGGUUCAAAGUAUCUGUAUGUAGCUAGGGCACAAAAGAAGGCUGAACGUGAGCAAAUCUUGCAUCGCCAAUUUGAGGAGAAACGUAAGGAACAAAUAUUGAAAUAUCAGGCAUCUAACUUGUAUGUGAAGAACAUUGAUGAUGAUGUUACCGAUAAAGAACUGCGAGAUCUGUUUAGCUCAUGUGGCACUAUAACUUCUGUAAAAGUUAUGCGAGAUGACAAAGGGAUAAGCAAGGGGUUUGGUUUUAUCUGCUUCUCCAACCCAGAGGAGGCUAAUAAAGCUGUGAUGUCUUUUAAUGGAUGCAUGUUCCACCGUAAACCACUGUAUAUUGCUAUUGCUCAGAGGAAAAAGGAAAGGAAAACACAGUUGAAUCUCCACUAUGCACCGCAACAAGCAGGAUUGGAUGGAUCUUCAACUCCAGUUAUCCCUGGUGGAGUUCCACCUUACUUCUAUCAUAGUGUUGCUUCACUAAUGUUUCAAUCUGGGCUGUUGUAUCAACCUCUGGGAUUGAGGUCAGGAUGGAGGGCUAAUGACUUUGUGCCUCCCUCUAGAUCAUUUCAACAUUCACAGGUUCCCAUUGUUCCUAACUUUACUAGGCAUCAAAGGCAGAACAGGGGCAGCAGGAUGAAUGGGAAUUUGAAUUCACUGGGAAAAGCUUACUCUAGUGUAUAUAUCCCGCAACUGCAAUACUAUCAGGCAGUUGAGUACUCGGCAGCCUAGUGUAGCUGCAAAGAUUCCAGAAGAGACUUUCUGCCUUAGUAGAACAGGCCGAGCAAGUGAGAUGUUACCAGUUUGGAGCUUAGAUCAUGACGUGGUUGAAGAUUUUCCAAGAACUGAGAUAUCUGAUAAUGAUUUUUUACAUCUUUGAACCUUACAGGUAUAUGCUCUAGUAUAUUUUCUUGUUAAAAAAAACCCCGGAAAAUAGUGAAUAUUGAUGGUAACCGGGAUAAAUUCUGGUUUGGAUGUCGAUUACAUGGAUAAACUUAAUUCUUGUAUGAUUUUUCAUC